GCCAUCAGCCUCUGAAGUGCAGUGUAAGCCAACAAAUGAGCAGAGAAGAUAAACAAAAACAAAACCUCCAAAAUUUCACCAUCAAUGGCGUAAAGCAUUCACAACAACAAAUACCCUUUGCGUGCCCGAAACCCAUUUGGCUCAUCCGCUCAACAGAAUCCCCACGAUUUGCUUAUUUUAAGGUUUCUCUCUGAGUGUUUUUUCCCCCUUUUUUAAUACCCGGAGUGGAGUGUGUCUGUGCCUGCGUUUGUGUGAAGAUAUAUGAGGUGUUUUCAGGCGAGAAGGGUUCGUGUACCAGAAACUCGCAAUCCUGGGAAAGCACGGAGAGCUAACGUUGGAGGGGAUCUUCGAUUGCAUCCAUGAAAUCACCUCGGCUCUCGCCUUCUCUAGGAUGACCGACUCCGCUUAUCGCGUCCAAACCACUUCGCGCCUCGCCCAAUGGCGGAUCGACAACCUUGCCGCCUGCACUUACCGCAAGUCCGAUCCUUUCAAGAUCGGUAGAUGGAAUUGGCAUUUAGCUGUGGAGAAGAACAGAACAUUGUGCAUUAAAUUGUACCCCGAGAUUUCGAAUUCAACGAGGGAUAAUCCUCCUAUAGCGUCUUUUAUCAUUAGAGUAGUGUCGUCCUUUGGAGGUCGCAAGACUUUGGUUCACCCAGAAGUUGUGGACAAGCAGCUAAAGACCAACGAAGAUUUCUCUUGGGCGAUUGAAGUGCCAUUUACGGGCAAAUUCAUCAUAGACGUUGAGUUUCUUGAUCUCAAGAUCACCUCUCCAAAUACUAGAGAGCUUUGCUCGAUCUGGGCCGAAGGGCAUACAGAGAAUGAGUCGAAUGCGACUGCCUUGAUAUCUCUGGGCCGAAUGUUGUCCGAAAGCAUCCACACCGACAUCCAAAUCAACACUGCAGACGGGAGCAUUGCCGCCCACCGAGCCGUCCUCGCUGCGAGGUCGCCCGUCUUCCGAAGCAUGUUCUCUCACGACCUCAAGGAGAAAGAGAUGUCCACCGUGGACAUCUCCGAUAUGUCGGGCGAGGCUUGCCAGGCUUUCCUCAAUUACAUAUACGGGAACAUCCAGAACGGGGAAUUCUUGACCCACCGGUUACCCCUGCUCCGGGCAGCCGACAAGUACGACGUCACGGACCUGAAAGAGGCGUGCCACGAGAGCCUGCUGCAGGACAUUGACACCAAGAACGUUCUCGAGAGGCUCCAAAACGCCUCGCUUUAUCAGCUCCCGAAGCUCAAGGCUUGUUGCAUGCAGUAUCUCGUGAAGUUCGGUAAGAUUUAUGACAUUCACGACGAUUUUAAUGUGUUUCUGCAAUAUGCAGAUAGAGAGCUGAUUUCUGAAGUCUUUCAUGAAAUUCUUGGUGUCUGGAAAGGGUUCUGAAUUUCUGGGUUGAAGAAAGUGAGGAAGGAAUUCAUUGGGAAUGUUUGUAUCAAAUUGUUAUUGGUGUUUCAGUUGUGUGCAACCAUUUGUUCAUUGGAUAAAAUUUGUUUGUUCAAUGGAAUUUGUCUGUGUAUAUAAUUUAUAUAUACCUAGACAUGUACAGAUCAAUUUCACCAACUGAACAGAUCAUGGUAUCCUGUUUAUGUGCAUACAUAUUUCUCAUGAAAUGUUUUCUUGUUCACUUAAUAUAUGAUUAUUUAUUCUU
Molecule: messenger RNA, 1643 nt
Organism: Ipomoea nil (Japanese morning glory)
Lineage: Eukaryota; Viridiplantae; Streptophyta; Magnoliopsida; Solanales; Convolvulaceae
Product: BTB/POZ domain-containing protein At1g55760
Exons: 4
Coding region: 392-1378 (328 amino acids)
Molecular function (GO): protein binding
Source: RefSeq, a predicted model, not a curated record